CAGAUCCCUGCUUAAAUGUCCAGGAUUUACUACUUCACCGUGCUCUUCGGCCACGAGGGCCAGAAGCCCCUGGAGCUGCGCUGCGACGAGGAGCAGGAUGGGAAGGAGUGGAUGGAGGCCAUCCACCAGGCCAGCUAUGCAGACAUUUUGAUUGAGAGGGAAGUGCUAAUGCAGAAGUACAUGCACCUCGUUCAGAUCGUGGAGACAGAGAAAAUCGCCGCUAACCAACUCCGACACCAACUCGAAGACCAGGACACAGAGAUCGAGAGGCUGAAAUCAGAGAUCAUCGCGCUCAAUAAAACCAAGGAACGGAUGCGCCCUUACCAGAGCAACCAGGAAGAGGAGGACCCAGACAUCAAGAAGAUUAAAAAGGUCCAGAGCUUCAUGCGAGGCUGGCUGUGCAGGAGGAAGUGGAAGACCAUCGUGCAGGACUACAUCUGCUCUCCACACGCCGAGAGCAUGCGUAAGAGGAACCAGAUUGUGUUCGCCAUGGUGGAGGCGGAGGCGGAGUAUGUGCACCAGCUCCAUGUGCUGGUCAAUGGCUUUCUGCGGCCCCUGCGCAUGGCCGCCAGCUCCAAGAAGCCGCCCAUCAGCCAUGACGACGUCAGUAGCAUUUUCCUCAACAGUGAAACAAUCAUGUUCCUUCAUGAAAUAUUUCAUCAAGGACUCAAGGCCAGGAUGGUAAACUGGCCCACUUUAAUUUUAGCCGAUCUGUUUGAUAUCUUGCUGCCCAUGCUGAACAUUUACCAGGAAUUUGUGCGGAAUCACCAGUACAGCCUCCAAGUCCUUGCCAACUGCAAGCAAAAUAGAGAUUUUGACAAACUCUUAAAGCAGUAUGAAGCCAACCCUGCCUGCGAGGGUCGGAUGCUGGAGACAUUCCUGACCUACCCCAUGUUUCAGAUCCCCAGGUACAUCAUCACGCUGCAUGAGCUCCUGGCCCACACACCCCACGGGCACGUGGAGAGGAAGAGCCUGCAGUUUGCUAAAUCGAAACUGGAGGAGCUGUCCAGGGUGAUGCAUGACGAAGUGAGCGACACCGAGAACAUUCGGAAGAACCUGGCCAUCGAGCGGAUGAUCGUGGAGGGCUGCGACAUCCUGCUGGACACCAGCCAGACCUUCAUCCGCCAAGGUUCUCUUAUUCAAGUACCUUCCGUCGAGAGAGGGAAACUUAGUAAAGUCCGCCUGGGUUCACUGUCUUUGAAAAAGGAAGGAGAGAGACAGUGCUUCCUGUUUACAAAACACUUUUUAAUCUGUACGAGAAGCUCAGGAGGAAAGCUGCAUCUGCUGAAGACAGGUGGGGUUCUCUCGCUCGUGGAGUGCACACUGAUCGAGGAGCCCGAUGCCAGUGAUGAUGAUGCCAGGGGCUCCGCGCAGAUGUUCGGGCACCUGGACUUCAAGAUCGCCGUGGAGCCUGCCCACGCCGCCCCCUUCACCGUGGUCCUGCUGGCCCCCUCUCGCCAGGAGAAGGCGGCCUGGAUGAGCGACAUCAGCCAGUGUGUGGACAAUAUCCGAUGUAAUGGCUUAAUGACGAUCGUCUUUGAAGAGAAUUCCAAAGUUACAGUGCCACAUAUGAUAAAGUCGGAUGCCCGGCUGCACCAGGACGACGCCGACAUCUGCUUUAGCAAGACCCUCAACUCGUGCAAGGUGCCGCAGAUCCGCUACGCCAGCGUGGAGCGCCUGCUCGAGCGCCUGACCGACCUGCGCUUCCUGAGCAUAGACUUCCUCAACACCUUCCUGCACACCUACCGCGUCUUCACCUCGGCCUCCGUGGUGCUGGCCAAGCUGGCCGACAUCUACCGGCGCCCCUUCACCUCCAUCCCAGUCAGGUCCCUGGAGCUGUUCUUCGCCACCAGCCAGAACAGCAGAGGCGAGCACCUGGCGGAUGGGAAGUCCCCGCACCUGUGCCGCAAGUUCUCCUCGCCGCCACCCCGGGCUGUGUCCAGGACGUCCUCGCCUGUGAGGACCAGGAAGCUGUCCCUCACAUCCCCUGUGAACUCCAAGACGGGCGCCCUGGACCUGACUGUGUCCUCCUUGUCCAGCAGUCUGCCCACCACGCACAGCCCCACAGAGUCCCCACCGCCACACCCCGCAGCCGAGCGAGCAGGCGUGGAGAGCACCCCUGUGGAUACCACUGAGCUGUCUCCCUGCCGGUCCCCCUCUACGCCCCGGCACCUCCGCUACCGCCAGCCUGGAGGACAGACGGCAGACAGCACCCACUGCUCCGUGUCGCCGGCUUCUGCUUUUGCGAUUGCCACAGCCGCAGCGGGACACGGGAGUCCCCCGGGAUUCAAUAGCAUGGAGCGAACGUGUGACAAAGAGUUCAUCAUACGCAGGACAGCCACCAACCGGGUCCUGAACGUCCUCCGCCACUGGGUCUCAAAGCACGCACAGGGCAUUCGAAUCGCUCAAGAGUUCAGGUCACUGCUUCCUGGAAAUCAGAUCAAGGAUUUUGAACUCAACAACGAACUGAAGAUGAAUGUGCUAAAUCUGCUAGAAGAAGUUUUGCGAGACCCAGACCUGCUUCCCCAGGAGAGGAAAGCCACAGCAAACAUCCUGAGGGCACUGUCCCAAGAGGAUCAGGAUGACAUCCACCUGAAGUUAGAGGACAUAAUCCAGAUGACUGACUGUCUGAAGGCCGAGUGCUUCGAGUCCUUGUCAGCCAUGGAGCUGGCUGAGCAGAUCACACUGCUGGACCAUGUCGUCUUCAGAAGCAUCCCCUACGAAGAGUUUCUUGGGCAGGGGUGGAUGAAGCUGGACAAGAGUGAGAGGACGCCCUGCAUUACGAAGACCAGCCAGCACUUCAAUGAUAUGAGUAACCUGGUGGCCUCCCAGAUCAUGAACCAUGCGGACGUCGGCUCCCGUGCCAGCGCCAUUGAGAAGUGGGUGGCGGUGGCAGACAUUUGCCGAUGCCUGCACAAUUACAACGGUGUGCUGGAGAUCACCUCGGCCUUGAACAGAAGUGCCAUCUACAGGCUGAAGAAAACCUGGGCCAAAGUGUCCAAGCAGACAAAGGCUCUGAUGGACAAACUUCAGAAGACUGUUUCAUCUGAAGGAAGAUUUAAAAAUCUCAGAGAAACCCUUAAAAAUUGUAACCCCCCGGCAGUUCCUUAUCUCGGGAUGUACUUGACAGACCUGGCGUUUAUUGAAGAGGGAACACCAAACUUCACCGAAGAAGGCCUUGUCAACUUCUCCAAAAUGAGAAUGAUAUCACACAUCAUCCGGGAGAUACGCCAGUUCCAGCAGACCUCCUACCGCAUCGACCAUCAGCCAAAGCCUCGCCUGAGAAGAAGCAUGGCCAGCACCUUCUCCAAGCUGCUCACGGGCCGCAACGCCUCCCUGCUGCUUGCCACUGUGGGCACCAGCGCCCUGACCACCGGUUACCUGCUGAACCGGCCGAAGGUGCGUGCGGAGGCCAGUGGCCAGCACAAGCUGUUUCCCCCAAGCGCCGACUACCCUGACCUCCGCAAGCACAACAACUGCAUGGCCGAGUGCCUCACCCCAGCCAUCUACGCCAAGCUCCGCAACAAGAUGACUCCCAGCGGCUACACCCUGGACCAGUGCAUCCAGACUGGCGUGGACAACCCGGGCCACCCCUUCAUCAAGACGGUGGGCAUGGUGGCCGGGGACGAGGAGUCCUACGAGGUAUUUGCUGACCUUUUUGACCCUGUCAUCAAACUGCGGCACAAUGGCUAUGACCCACGCGUGAUGAAGCACCCCACAGAUCUGGACGCCUCCAAGAUCACCCAGGGGCAAUUCGAUGAGCGCUACGUGCUGUCGUCACGGGUGCGCACCGGGCGCAGCAUCCGCGGGCUCAGCCUGCCGCCUGCCUGCUCUCGGGCGGAGCGCAGGGAGGUGGAGAAUGUGGCCAUCGCGGCUCUCGAGGGCCUGAAGGGCGACCUGGCCGGCCGCUACUACAAGCUGUCGGAGAUGACGGAGCAGGACCAGCAGCGACUCAUCGACGACCACUUCCUGUUUGAUAAGCCCGUGUCCCCUUUACUGACCUGCGCUGGGAUGGCCCGCGACUGGCCAGAUGCCCGGGGAAUCUGGCAUAACUACGACAAGACCUUCCUCAUCUGGAUCAACGAGGAGGACCACACCAGGGUCAUCUCCAUGGAAAAGGGCGGCAACAUGAAGCGCGUGUUCGAGCGCUUCUGUCGCGGACUGAAGGAAGUGGAGCAGUUAAUCCAGGAGCGGGGCUGGGAGUUCAUGUGGAAUGAGCGUCUGGGGUACAUCCUGACCUGCCCUUCCAACCUGGGGACCGGGCUGCGGGCUGGCGUCCAUGUGCGGAUCCCGAAGCUCAGCAAGGACCCACGCUUUUCUAAGAUCCUGGAGAACCUGAGGCUUCAGAAGCGUGGCACGGGUGGCGUGGAUACCGCGGCAGUGGCAGAUGUGUAUGACAUUUCCAACAUCGAUCGCAUCGGCAGAUCAGAGGUGGAGCUGGUGCAGAUCGUCAUUGACGGGGUCAACUACCUGGUGGACUGCGAGAAGAAGCUGGAGAGAGGGCAAGACAUUAAGGUGCCGCCGCCCCUGCCGCAGUUCAGCCGGAAGUGAGCCCCCGUCCCCUUGUAACCGUCUGCCUGCUGGUACAACAGACGCCACGAAGUCUCUACUCUGAGAGUUUCUGAAGACUUGGAAAAAUGUAAAACUGCAUCUCCUGCCUAUCUUUACAAUAAAACUCUCCUUAAUA
Molecule: messenger RNA, 4687 nt
Organism: Fukomys damarensis (Damara mole-rat)
Lineage: Eukaryota; Metazoa; Chordata; Mammalia; Rodentia; Bathyergidae
Product: creatine kinase S-type, mitochondrial
Exons: 36
Coding region: 16-4551 (1511 amino acids)
Biological process (GO): phosphocreatine biosynthetic process; positive regulation of GTPase activity; Ras protein signal transduction
Cellular component (GO): plasma membrane; mitochondrion
Molecular function (GO): protein binding; creatine kinase activity; guanyl-nucleotide exchange factor activity
Source: RefSeq, a predicted model, not a curated record